Molecule: messenger RNA, 2339 nt
Organism: Acanthaster planci (crown-of-thorns starfish)
Lineage: Eukaryota; Metazoa; Echinodermata; Asteroidea; Valvatida; Acanthasteridae
Product: echinoidin-like
Source: RefSeq, a predicted model, not a curated record
AGUUCACAUUCAUUAUUCGUUUACGAACCAAAGCAUAAUCAUCUUUCUGAAGUAAGCGGAGUAGCUUCUACUCGUUCCUGCCGUCAAAAUGGGCCGUUGGUUGGUUAUACUGAUUCUCUGUUUGGCCGCGAGUGCUUCCUUCGUGGAAGCGGGUCCGUCGCAGCGGAAGCCGAAGCGAGUGUUCUGCUGUCCGCCGUUCUGGACCCUCCGGGGUAACCGCUGUUAUCGCUUCGUGGGCAAGGAGAUGGACUGGCACGCCGCCCAAAGCUACUGCAACGGCCUAGACCACCGGGCCAACUUGGUGUCUCUCAACACGGCAAGCGAGGCGCAGUUCAUCCACCAUAUGUUCGCUGAGAAAGGGGGAGGGCUGUUCUCGAACUACUGGAUCGGGCUGAACGACAUCGACUCGGAGGGCCAUUACAAAUGGGUUGGCACCAACAGGCCAAUGUCCUACCACAACUGGAACGCCGGGCAGCCUGACAACAGAGGCCACAACGAGGAUUGCGGCGAGGUAGCUACCGUGUCCGGCUAUUGGAAUGACAUCCGUUGCACUGAUAAGCAGCCCUUCUUUUGUGAGCGACCACGGCCUGUCUCCUACUAGAGCAGAAACCUCAGCGACGUUUAACGCCCCGAUUUCCACUCAGCUUCUUUUAAGUGUGCCAUCAGUUUUACUAAUCAUGGUCACUGAAUGUGGAAUGAUCCCUAAGCUAUCAAACGCAGUAACUUCAAAGUCACUUCUAGAACCCAAGUGACCCCGGCAAUAACCACACACGGAGGCAAACACUGAGGUACCCAUUCCAGCUGUCGAUGGAGAAACAUACACCUGUCUAGUCCACUUGCCCUUUUUUCUUUGAGCUGAUACAGUAAGAAGCAUUCUUUCGUGAGAAUCCUCGACCGUUGCACAUCACAAUAGAAAAAAUAAUGAUAAUACGAAAACACGUAUGUAGAGCACUGUAAUUAGAUUUCGUUCACACCGCAAAGCUCUAAUAACAAAAGAGUAGUUUCUUCUAACUAAAUGUUUAGCAUCGAUUGAAAACUUCAACAGUUCGCUUUUCUGGUGGGAAAAUUCUACGAGAAAAACUCCAGUUUCAGACAUUUUGAAGUGAUAGUCUUUCGGAAUGCCUUAAGAAAAUAAUCUCAUAUCUAAGCUGCCAAGAUAUUCAUCGAAGGAAUAACUGCUGAAACAUUCAGAUGACUUUCAUGGAAGUUUCCUCUCCACCCUGGAACUGUAUUUGACUGCAAAAUGGUCUUCCAUAAAUUUGCCUAUCAGGAUAUGCGAAGAGUGUGAUGCUACUGGACUUUUUGUAUUUUGUCUUUAUCACCAUUGCCAUUUACGUAGUUUUGAAAAGGACAGCUUUUUGUGGUUGGCUUUCUCUCCUUCUAAGUGAAAAAUUGGCUUUCUAUUCCUGGGAUAUUUUCUUGAUUUAUUCUAAUGUAACUUUUCAGCAGGUUUGUUAGAGAAGAAAAAACUUUUAUGAAGAAGAUAAGCCUUAGACGCACCAAUAUGGCCCUGUUAGAUUUGUACAAUUAUCUGUCGCUAAUAUCUAUGCACUUAUGAAUGUCAUAUAUGGUAUUACAACGCCUCAUCCACGGAUCUGUAUGUUGAUUGGCCUGAUCUGUAUGUUGAUUGGCCUGAAGUGUGGCAUGUGACGCUUGCUAGUUCUACUAUAGAGACUAUACACAUGCAGUCUCGCUCUGAAAAAGAGUUGUACCGGUAGCAACCAAAGAACUAUAUCCGUAGCACAGAAACAGUACCCAGGCGUGUAUUUUGUCUUGUAGCGUAAACCUGUGGGUAAACCUGUGGGUGAGGUGUUGUAAAAACUGCAUUAUCUCUUGGUUCGCCUCUGGAAAACAGAAUGCUUCAUGGACCACCUCGGGAGGCUAGUUUUACUUUACCACUCGAAGCAGUCAAUAUUUGUAUACUAUACCCAUCUAACCCAAAAGAUAUAAACACUGCUCUGAUGAAUUUACUUGCUGAUAUCAUUAUUUUUAAAGUCACAUACCCUUCCACCAAGACGAUUUUAAACAUGUUUCAUCUAAUUCAUCAAAUUGGUUCCAACCGUGUGGACACCUUGAAGUUCAGUGCUUGAAUGACAUCAGAAUUUCGUUCAGGAGUAUGGAAUUUCGCAUUAUAAAACCAGUAUAAAACCAAAAAGAAUCCAAAAUGCAGCUUGAAAGAGUUAAACAAAAACAUUUGAAUGAGGUUAAUUAAAACACAAAGGUGCGAUUUAAAGGGCUGAAAUAAAUCAUUGUUCUGCAUGGUCCCAUUAAAGAAGAGCACAAAGAAAAAAUCAUUAUAUGGACUCAUUCAUUAAUAAAAUGGGCAUGGUCUGUCCCUC